Messenger RNA from Priceomyces carsonii, 948 nucleotides. It is a transcript of the gene EAF7, whose product is annotated as Eaf7p. Bases 1 to 948 code for a protein of 315 amino acids. The record is from RefSeq and is a predicted model, not a curated record. Gene Ontology annotation, cellular component: nucleus; NuA4 histone acetyltransferase complex. Gene Ontology annotation, biological process: regulation of transcription by RNA polymerase II. The transcript has a single exon. NCBI's taxonomy places the organism in Eukaryota, Fungi, Ascomycota, Pichiomycetes, Serinales, Debaryomycetaceae.
AUGAACCAUGCCACAAUGAAAUGGAACUUAGAUGAUGAAAUAAAGUUUUUUAAUCUAGUCUGUGAUUUCAAGCCUGCUGGCAAAAAUAAGCAGAGACACAUGAUAUCCAUCGUCAAGGGUAUGAACAAAGAAACAGCUGGAAAUACCAGGCAAUUUACUGCCAGUGACCUCUGGAGCAAACUCGAAACUUUAUACAAUUUAGAAGGCUUAGACGCUAUAGAAGAUGAAGAACAAAGUAAUGGUGAGGGUGGUGAAUCUGCUUCAGAUAAUGAGCCUGAUGUUAAUGCGGUUCCCAGAAAACAAUCUAUAGUAACAUCUAAAGAAAAGAUUAACCGCCAUGGAAGGAGAGCGAAACAUGAAAAGGCUAAAGACUCAACCAAGCAUCAUGAAAUCGAUCAAGUAGAUAGCAAAGGGCAAGCAGAAAAGGAAGCGGAUAUCCAAAAUGCAACUCUGGAAGAGCAAAAACCCGAAACUGGAAGCGAAGGGGAACAUGACGAACAACUGAAUAAUGGUACUGAUAAUGAAAUACAAGAUGAUGGAAGGAAAAUGGCUAGGGGCCAAAAAGCUCAAAUGCAGAAGGAAUCUUCGGCGCCGAAGAAAAGAACACGGUCAACGGCUAGAUUGGAGACUACUGAGUCCACUCCCAAACGAAAACAAGUUAACCAAACUUCCCCGCCUCUAAGCUCGCAGACUACUCCGAGCACUUCAAAGAGAAGGACUAGAUCAGAGGUGCAAGUCGAAGGAGAAGAUGUUGCCAACCAAGGUUUAGAUUUGGAACUUACACCUUCUCUGAAGGUUUCGAGUUCUGAACUAGUCAAAUCGGAGGAUGCAAUUGAUGAAGAGUCAUCCAGACCAGCUACACGAAGGUCUACUCGGUCUUCUCUCCCUUUACCUUCUCCUAUGAAGCCCACUUCACAAAUAAGAAGGAGCUCUCGAAAAAAGGUUUAA